AGGUUCUUGUGGUGGAGAAUCUAUCUUGUUAACACUGAGAAAAAAGUCAAUCGAUUCAUCCCGCGGGUAGGUGUUCUAGGCCUAUUUAUUAGGGAUGCACAGAAUGGAAUCAGUCAGUCAAUCAAUCACUCAAGCAAAAGGACCAAGGGUUCAAGACUAGGGUCUCCGAGUUGUGGAUCUGGGAUUUGCAGAUUUUCAGCUGCGUGGAACCUCCAUGGACGAUUUUGCACUUCUAAAAUGAACUCCAGAAGAGGAAAUAUAUCGGUUUUUUUCACUAAGCAUUCCAGAAGAGCACGAAAUAUAAUGCCUUUUUUCAUGAGACUACUCUGCUCUUUGGCCACCGUCUUGUUUAUGCCGACCAGCGCAGCAAGUAGUAGUGACGUUGCGACUAGCAACGCGACUAACUGCGACUUUGGUCAAUCGACUUCGCACUUACGAUCUGGUGCCCGUGCUACGAUAUGCGUCUUUAUCGACACUGCUUCGGGUGUAAAAAAAAUGGUCUACAGCGUGAAAGUGGAUGAACACGCUUCGCUGACGCUGACAGGGUCGCAGGGGCUGACCGACAGUGCAAUACAUUAUGUUGGACAGUGCAACAUUACUAAGUCAUGUCAAAGAAACACGAAUUACUUUUUCCAUGAUCUCGAGUACCUGUAUCGGGACAACUAGGGCAUCCUCUCUUUAUACGUGGCAUUGCAACAUCCUUUGUUCUAUUUUAUUCUAGUUAUCCUCUCCUGGCUGGAACGAUAACAUAGGAAAAAAAGCUGAGGCAAAAAAAAAAUUGAUUUCGUGCUCAUAGAGAUAUAUUUAGAUUUCCAUUUUCUCUUCAUAUAAAGGGAGAAAACAGUCGUGUCUAUGCUUGGGCUGCAGCAGCGGGAGAAGGCUCGGCACAUCCCAUCUCUUGCAGCGGCAACGACCUUCGGCGAAAUCGUGUGACGUGCCCACAAAUCUAUCGACAAGGAAGCAAAAUCGUGCCCUUCGUCAGGUUUUUCUAUUCUUUUAGUUUGUGCAAUAUCUCGACUUGUUCAUGAAUUAUAGGGUUAAUUAGUAGUCUGCUCUCAUUCUAUAGUUUGUAGAAUCAAACAUCGAUACGUCUUCGCGGUCCAAUAUAAAGUAUGAGGUAUCGACAAGGAAGCAAAAUCGUGCCCUUCGUCAGGUAGAGAAUUCCGAAAAUAAGGUUGUCUGAGUUUCUUUUGUCCGGGCCUUUGCAAUAAGCCUUUUUUUUUCUAAUCAUGACUAAGUGGGUUCCAAUAGUGAGUAGGUGGAUUCCCAUGAUUAGUAGGUGGAUUAGAAGCUCGGUAGUUUAGUCCCUUUCAAUAUCUUUCUUUACCCUUUUCCUACAAUCAGUUUGGUUAUCAACGUCUCUGAGGGCGCGGUGAAGAGCUUGGUCUGGGACAACCUGUGUCCGAAUUUUAGGGCCUUUUAGAUUUUUUAACAAGUCCUCCCGGGUUAAUCAGUUCUUCUGGGAUAAGGUGGCCAUCACUGAGUGGGUUAGAGGAGGUCUUAGGGUUCAGUUAGAGGAUGACCUAGGGUUCAGUUAAAAGUCAUUCUUAAAUACUUCGGGUUCAGUUAUCACUGAUAUUAAGGUCAAAAUUGUACGUGGUUUUUUAAUCAGGACAUUCUGGGAUUACCUGUGCCCGAAUGAAUCAAUCCGAUGCCCUCCAUCACAAAGUGAUUAUCACUAUUGUACGCAUGAGGUAAGAUGCUCCUUGCGAUCUUCAUCAUCAUUAUAUCUAUCCUAAUUUUAGUUGAAAAACUUGCUUCUAAGCAAUGCUCAGACGAUGCUUGCUUACGGUCUCAAACAGCACUGGACGAAAAGUACGAGCCGACUGGAGAAGCCAGAGAUGUCUCGAAAACUUGCUCACAUUAAGAUGAACAUGAUCAGAGACGAUAAAUUGGUGGUCGUGGUUUGCGUCAGUAAAAAGUGUUAAUUUCAUUACCGAUCGGAUUUUUUCACAGGGCUUUGUCUAUGAUUUUUAUCUGCUCUCCAUUAUAUCACUGAAAGUGUUCAAUGAGAGAGCUCUCUAUGGUGGGAUUUUUCACAACAAGUCUAUCAUUACUAUGAUUGAUCUACCUCUUGUUAGGUACAUCGACCUCUUGUCAGGUACAUCUACCCUCGAAACGCUACCUCUUGUUAGGUACAUGAGUGAAUCUAUCUACUUCCUCUUCAUAUUCCGGAUACGUCUGGGUUAGAGCAAGCACAUGAUUUCAAGAUCUUUUUAACGUGGGCUGGCACCGAUGUAAACGGCAGACACUGUAAAAGUUCCGCUUUCCGGUUUAGUAGGUUUGCUGGCUCAACUCUGAGCGACAUGUAUCGGUUUACGACCGAUUCGUAUCAUAGUGCAUGGGGGGACGACUGAAGAUUCUUGUCACAGUGCAUGCGGAGAUGAGUAAGAUUGUAGUGCAUGGGGAGACGACAACGACUAAGGGUUCAUAAUAUAGUGCAUGGGGGGACGACUGAAGAUUCUUGUCACAGUGCAGGGGUAGAUGAGUAAUGAUUUUCAUCCGAGGUUCACCACUGACUUCUAUCGCGAUGCAUGGGGAGGAUUCAUAAUGUAGUGCAUGGGGAGAAGAUGACUAAUCAUAGUGCAUUAGUGCACGGGGAGAUGACUAUUUAUAUUUCAAAUACAGAUCAUUCUUUCUACCACAGUGCAUGGGGACAUGACUGCUCGCUCUCCAUCUUCCUUCAUCUUAGGAACCACAAGACUUAUGUUUGCACCUUCAUAGCUGCACAUUCAUAGAUUAUUAUAAAUAUAAACUGACUUUCAUUCAGCUGAUCUCGUUCUGGUCUCUUCGUAUAGAGCUCUUUUGUAU
Molecule: messenger RNA, 2811 nt
Organism: Amoebophrya sp. A25
Lineage: Eukaryota; Dinophyceae; Syndiniales; Amoebophryaceae
Source: the annotation of a GenBank genome assembly